GUUCCGGUUUGAAUUCGAUAAAUAAUAUGGAUGAUAUUGUCUAUAAUGAUAGUCAAAUGAAAGACUUUCUCAAGACUUUUAUUGAUCCGCCUGAGAUUUUGAAAAUGAGUUGGUUGAACUUGAAAAUUAACUCAUUGAAAUUGAAUAAAUAAACAAUCGAAUUGGAUUCGAUUGGAUGGUACCAACGAAAUCUAGUGCAGUGCGAAACCCCAUUUAUUAUGGAAUUAUUAUUGAAUUAACCGAUCAACUUGCUUUUCUAUCGAACAUUUUUUUAUUUCAAUAAUUUUCGCAAAAAAAAAUUUCGACAUAUUAUAUUUUAUUAUGAGAAUAAAUCCUACUACUUCUGAUCCUGGGGUUUCCGCGCUUGAAAAAAAAAACUUGGGACGUAUAGCUCAAAUCAUCGGUCUGGUACUGGAUGUAACUUUCCCCCCCCCCCCCCCCCCCCGGAAAAUUCCUAAUAUUUACAACGCUCUGGUAGUUAAGGGUCGAGAUACUGCCGGUCAACAAAUUAAUGUGACUUGUGAAGUACAACAAUUAUUAGGAAAUAAUCGAGUUAGAGCUGUAGCUAUGAGUGCUACAGAUGGUCUAAUGAGAGGAAUGGAAGUGAUUGACACGGGAGCUCCUUUAAGCGUUCCGGUCGGCGGAGCGACUUUAGGACGAAUUUUCAACGUGCUUGGAGAGCCCGUUGACAAUUUAGGUCCUGUAGAUACUCGCACAACAUCUCCUAUUCAUAGAUCUGCGCCUGCUUUUAUACAGUUAGAUACAAAAUUAUCUAUUUUUGAAACAGGAAUUAAAGUAGUAGAUCUUUUAGCCCCUUAUCGCCAUGGAGGAAAAAUAGGACUAUUCGGGGGAGCUGGAGUGGGUAAAACAGUACUCAUUAUGGAAUUGAUCAACAACAUUGCCAAAGCUCAUGGGGGUGUAUCUGUAUUUGGCGGAGUAGGUGAACGUACUCGUGAAGGAAAUGAUCUUUACAUGGAAAUGAAAGAAUCUGGAGUAAUUAAUGAACAAAAUAUUGCAGAAUCGAAAGUAGCUCUAGUAUAUGGUCAGAUGAAUGAACCGCCUGGAGCUCGUAUGAGAGUUGGUUUAACUGCCCUAACCAUGGCAGAAUAUUUCCGAGAUGUUAAUGAAAAAGACGUACUUCUAUUUAUCGACAAUAUCUUCCGUUUCGUUCAAGCAGGAUCCGAAGUAUCUGCCUUAUUGGGUAGAAUGCCUUCCGCUGUGGGUUAUCAACCCACCCUUAGUACCGAAAUGGGUUCUUUACAAGAAAGAAUUACUUCUACCAAAGAAGGAUCCAUAACUUCUAUUCAAGCAGUUUAUGUGCCUGCGGACGAUUUGACCGAUCCUGCUCCUGCCACGACAUUUGCACAUUUAGAUGCUACUACCGUACUAUCAAGAGGAUUAGCUGCCAAAGGUAUCUAUCCAGCAGUCGAUCCUUUAGAUUCAACUUCAACUAUGCUCCAACCUCGGAUCGUUGGUGAAGAACAUUAUGAAACUGCGCAAAGAGUUAAACAAGCUUUACAGCGGUACAAAGAACUUCAAGACAUUAUAGCUAUCCUUGGAUUGGACGAAUUAUCCGAAGAGGAUCGCUUAACCGUAGCAAGAGCACGAAAAAUUGAGCGUUUCUUAUCACAACCUUUUUUCGUAGCAGAAGUAUUUACGGGGUCCCCGGGAAAAUAUGUUGGUCUAUCAGAAACCAUUAGAGGGUUUAAAUUGAUCCUUUCCGGAGAAUUAGAUGGUCUUCCUGAACAGGCUUUUUAUUUGGUAGGUAACAUCGAUGAAGCUACUGCGAAGGCUACAAACUUAGAAAUGGAGAGCAAAUUGAAGCAAUGACCUUAAAUCUUUGUGUAUUGACCCCGAAUCGAAUUGUUUAGGAUUCAGAAGUUAAAGAAAUCAUUUUAUCUACUAAUAGUGGACAAAUUGGCAUAUUACCCAAUCACGCGCCUAUUGCCACGGCUGUAGAUAUAGGUAUUUUGAGAAUACGCCUUACUGACCAAUGGCUAACGAUGGCUCUGAUGGGCGGUUUCGCUCGAAUAGGUAAUAAUGAGAUCACUGUUUUAGUAAAUGAUGCGGAAAAGGGUAGUGACAUUGAUCCACAAGAAGCUCAGCAAACUCUUGAAGUAGCGGAAGCUAACUUGAGUAAAGCUGAAGGCAAGAGACAAACAAUUGAGGCAAAUCUAGCUCUCAGACGAGCUAGGACACGAGUGGAGGCUCUUAAUAUGAUUUCGUAACUAGUUUGUUUUGGUGAUUAUGCCUAUUGGAUAGAAUCAAAUGCAAUCAAGUGUAAUUGAAUUCUAAUGCAACGACAAACCAAUUUCAAUAAAAAAAAUAGAGAAAUAAAGUAGGAUGGAAAAGAUACAAAAUCAAUAAAAGAAGAUGAGUAGAAAAACUUAUUAGAUACCAGAGUCAAGGGUAUGGUAUCUAAUAAGAUAUACCUACUAUUGGAUUUGAACCAAUGACUCCCGCCGUAUGAAAGCAAUACUCUAACCACUGAGUUAAGUAGGUCAUUUAUCAUCACAAAGAGAAAAAAAUGGGGCCUAUGACAUCGAUGGAUUAUAAAUGAAAUAUUACUCAUAGGCAAUACCAAUCAAAGAGAUCACAAAAAAUCGGCUGUUGGAUCAUGUAAUAUUCAUCUUGACAAUAAAUUAUCUACAUGAUAAAAUAUGUAUCACUAGAACAAGCACAAGGGCUAUAGCUCAGUUGGUAGAGCACCUCGUUUACACGCGCGCCAAUGUUUUUCAGAGAAGUCCGUCAUGGAAUCAAAAUAUUUGAUUUUAUUGAUAAAUAGAUGUCUUACUCUAUGUUUUCGGGAAUAAAACAAGAGAACAACAGCCUGACAAAAGGUUCGGUCCAAUCCAGGCGUCCAUUUACAUUUAGGUUCGGUACCAAAUAAAUGGAACCCACCUUUGCGUUGGUUUGAGAUAUUGAUAAGGUGAAUAUCCCAUCUAUUCAAUGCUAGGCAUAAUGAGUAUCAAGACCUCAAAAAAAAUUCUUUUUUCAUCCUAUCUUAUGAUCUUUAAGGUGUAUGAAGUUUCAUAUUUGCUUCUUUAAGUUAAGCGGAAGCGGGUCGAUAGAGACAUACUCCAUUUAACUUAAGUUAAUCUAGGCCAAAAGCAGACCUACGUCAGGAUAAUCCUUCUUUGAAACACCUUGGUAGUGCUCCUUUUUAUUGGAAUCAAAAUAAUGAAUCCGAGCACACGGAGCCAUCUCUUUAUCUUUAUGUCAAGAAAAAAUAUGGUAGACUAGCCGAUAUUUCUUUCAGUUUAUGAAAGAGCCCAAUGCACAAAGAAAUGCAUGUUGGGUCUUUGAAACGGUUCAAAUCAUUUUGAUAAUAAUUAGUUCGAUCUGUUUUACCGAGAAGGUCUACGGUUCGAGUCCGUAUAGCCCUAUAA
Molecule: messenger RNA, 3389 nt
Organism: Quercus robur (English oak)
Lineage: Eukaryota; Viridiplantae; Streptophyta; Magnoliopsida; Fagales; Fagaceae
Product: ATP synthase subunit beta, chloroplastic-like
Biological process (GO): proton motive force-driven mitochondrial ATP synthesis; proton transmembrane transport
Cellular component (GO): chloroplast thylakoid membrane
Molecular function (GO): proton-transporting ATP synthase activity, rotational mechanism; ATP binding; ATP hydrolysis activity
Source: RefSeq, a predicted model, not a curated record